UUUUGCGUCGCUCGGGUAAUCGCGUGUGUGCUGUCGAAUUUUCGUAAAAUAAACCGAAAAAGUAAACGGCGUUUUUUCUUGUUUUUUUUUCUGUUCCCACACUGCGGUACUUGAUAUUGCGAUGAAAUAUAGUUAACACACAGCAACAGAAACGACAGCCACAACAACAACAACAAAAAGUGCGUGCGCGUGCAGAAAAAGAAAAAUUGUGGGCGAAUCAACAAGCAAAAGAGAAUGAGCGAUGAUGAGGAGAAGAGGCAAGAGCAGAGGCAGUUGUCGUAGUGCUAGUACAAAAAAGAAACUGCGAAAACUGCUUGUGAAGUGACAACAACAAUUAAAUAAUAAUAAUAACAACAACAAUCCGUACCAACCAACCAAAAAAGAAACGCAAAUAAAUAAUAAGAAAACAGAAAGCAACCAAAAGAAGAAGGUAGAAAAAGUAAAAAACGAGCGCAAAAAUACAUGUCCACAAAAGUAGCUAUAACAACAAUAACACAAAAAUUAACUUAAAAAGUCGUGAAUUCGUCGUAUAGUACAUACACACAUACACACGGGCACAAAUACAUGAACGCUGCACAUGUGUGAGCUCGUCUAGUGGUGUGAGCGAGAGCGCUCUGUGUUUGCUGCUGUGCGUUAUUUAUUUUAUUUUUCGUUAAUCAUUUUUCGCAUUUGGCGAAUAAGUUGGAAAAGCGACAAUAAAACAACAAUAUAAUACAACGGACAAGCAGAGCAGAGUGAGCAGUGCCGCAGCAGCAGUUUGCACCACUUGAAAGAGGUUCCGCCCUCCCCCAAUUCCAUAUGCAAAAUGUCUAGUCCCGACGAUAGAAUACCAAUACACGAUCUGCCAUCAGAAGCCGGAAGCGAUGAGCGAUUGCUGCACAUAACGCCAGGCACACUGACAUUGGACUUUAAGCCCCAUCCAGCGGUGGAUAUCAAUCAGCAGAUCAUGGAGCUCAAGAAGAGCCAGGAGCUUCAAAAGCAGCGGCUUUUCCACACGUUCCAGGAGCAAUCGAAGCAAAUGGAACUGGAGCACAAACUCCAGCUGGAGCACAAGUAUCAAUUUGCGGUGAAUUCACAUGGCGCUUUCCAGGAAUUGCGGGAUCAGACCAUGGUAACCGCCGCCGCUGCCGCUGCUGCAGUGGCCGAAGAGCAACAUCGCCAUCAGCAGCAGCAGCAGCAGCAGCAGCAGCAGCAACAUCAACAGCAGCAGCAACAUCAACAGCAGCAGCAGCAGCAGCAACGCGAACAGCAGCAACAACGCGAUCGCAGGGAACGGGAAGUGAUGAAGCGCAAGGAGAACUGCAGCGCCAAUGCCAGUCCCGAGGUCAAACAGAUUCUCAAUUGCUUCAUCAUGAGUCGCAAGUCACAGGCGGCGGCAUCCAAUGGCACAACGACAACUUCUCCCUAUAGGAAUCGCGGUGUGGUGAAGAGCUCCUCGGGCGAAUCGCUACCAGCCGGAACCGUGACCAGUGCGCAUCCGUACAAAAUACCUCAGCCGCCCUCCUCACUGCUCAAAUAUGAAUCUGAUUUUCCGCUGAGGAAGACAGCAUCCGAACCGAACCUGCUGAAGAUCCGGCUGAAGCAGAGCGUCAUCGAGCGCAAGGCCCGCAUCGGCGGACCGGCGGGUGCGAGGCGCCACGAGCGCCUCCUCCAAGCGGCACAGCGCAGGCAGCAGAAGAACUCUGUUCUCACAAACUGCAACAGCACUCCGGACUCGGGACCCAACUCACCGCCCUCGGCCGCUGCCCUCACAGUGGGCGUGGUGGGCAGCCGCGGCUCACCGACCAGUGCUCCGAUCCAGGAGGAGAACGAGGAGGGCAGCCAAUACCAGCCGGGCCAGAGGAGCAGCAUCAACGACCUGCCGCUGUUUAGCUCACCGUCGCUGCCGAAUAUCUCGCUGGGCAGACCGCAUUUACCCAACACGGCGCAGGCGCACGCCCAGGUUAGCGCCCAGGCGCAGGCGCAGGCUCAGGCCCAGGCUCAGGCGCAGGCCGCCCAGGUCAACUAUGCAAUGUUUGCGGCCCUGCAGCAGCAUGUGGCCGCAGCCGGUGGCGGUGGACAGCCGGGUGGCUACUACAGUCCGCUGGGCAUGUCGUUCGUAGGUAGACAGCCAGCGCCGCUGGCCAUGAUUCCGGCCACGGGGAUAGCACCGCAGCAACCGUCACCGGUGGUGCGCAGCGCCUCGGCCACCUCCACUUCAUCGUCGCAGGCGUCGCUUGUGGGCGAUGUGGCGCCGCCGCAGGCUCAUGCCGCCUCCACCAUUCUGCCCUCGUCCUCGUCCUACAUGCAGCAGUUGGGUGGCGUGGCCGGAUCGGCGGUUAAUCUCCAUGCUGUGGCUGCAGCGGCGGCAGCAGCGGCCGCUGGCUCACUGCCGCCCACCAAUAGUCAUGGUCAUGGCCAUGGUCACGGCCACGGACAUGGGCACGGACAUGGUCAUGUCCACGCCCAUGGACAUGGCCAUGCUCUGUACGGAGCCCAUCAGCACAAUGUACCCAUUACGGAUGCCCAGGUGGCGCAGGUUCAUCUUCACAAGCAGGGACACCGGCCGCUGGGAAGGACGCAAUCGGCGCCGUUGCCGCUGGGACAUCCGAUGCUCACGGGAGCCGGGCAGCUGAAUUUGGUGCAGACGCACUACGAGAACAGUGAGGCGGAGCGGCAGGCCUACGAGCACCAGGUGCUGAACCAGAAACUCCGCCAGACCGUUCUCACACGCAGCGGAGCAGCGGCUGCCGCGGCUGCUGCUGCCGGAGUGAGCGUUGUGCGGGAGGCGCAGCUGAAGGAGGAGGAUGAUGACUCGGCCGCCGAGGUAAUGGACCUCACCGAUAAGAAAAAGCCGCCCAAGACGGUGCUGACAAGCACGAUAGCGACCAGCACGUCCCAGAAUCUGCCCGAGGCGUUGGCGGCGGCAGCUGCCGCCUACCGCAACCCGCCCUCUACGUCCGUCGCUGCCGCCGUUGCCGCCUCAUCCGCCAGUAGCUCCGCAAAGUCCGGGAUAAAGCUGCGCGAUCAGGAGUACCUGCAGCAGCAGAGAGAACAGUUGCUGCUUCUGCAGCAGGAGGAGGAGCUGGCCAAGGGCUUGUUGCGACCGCUUUCGCGGACACUCAGCAGUCCGCUUGUGCCGCUGGGGCCGCACGGUCUUAGCCAGAUUCCGGAUACGGGUCAGCAGCCGGCACCGAUAGCCACCUCAUCGUCGGCCGACCACAUACCGCCUGUGAACCUCUCGCUGCCGCAUCGUCAACACCGCCAGAUGAUGAGCACCCUGUACGCCACGCAUCUGCGGCAGCACCAUCAGCCACUGGCCAGUGGGUCUCCACCGCACAAGGUCACCACGGGCCUGGCGUACGAUCCGCUGAUGAUGAAGCACUCGUGCAUCUGCGGCGACAACGCCCAGCAUCCGGAGCACAGCGGCCGGUUGCAGAGCGUGUGGGCGCGGCUGAACGAGACGGAUCUGGUGAAGCGUUGCGAUCGUCUGCGCGCACGCAAGGCCACGCAGGAGGAGCUGCAGACAGUGCAUACGGAGGCGCAUGCGAUGCUCUUCGGAUCCAACCAGUGUCAGCUGAGCAGGCCCAAGUUGGAGAACACACUCUCCGCAAGCUUUGUUCGCUUGUCGUGCGGUGGCCUGGGCGUUGAUUUGGAUACGACGUGGAAUGAGAACCAUACGGCCACCGCUGCUCGAAUGGCUGCCGGCUGUGUGAUCGAUUUGGCCUUCAAGACGGCCAAGGGGGAUUUGCGGAACGGUUUCGCGGUGGUCCGACCGCCUGGUCAUCAUGCUGAGGCAAACCUGGCCAUGGGUUUCUGUUUCUUCAACUCGAUUGCCAUUGCGGCCAAGUUACUGCGCCAGCGGAUGCCCGAGAUGCGGCGUAUUCUCAUCGUCGAUUGGGAUGUGCAUCAUGGCAAUGGCACACAGCAAGCAUUCUACCAAAGUCCCGACAUUCUAUAUCUUUCCAUACAUCGACACGAUGACGGCAACUUUUUCCCCGGCACAGGCGGACCCACAGAGUGCGGAUCCGGUGCCGGUCUCGGCUUCAACGUGAACAUCUCAUGGUCUGGGGCACUGAAUCCACCCCUGGGCGAUGCCGAAUAUAUCGCUGCAUUCCGUACCGUUGUGAUGCCCAUCGCGAGGAGCUUUAAUCCUGACAUUGUGCUGGUCUCCUCGGGCUUCGAUGCGGCCACCGGCCAUCCGGCUCCGUUGGGAGGUUACCAUGUUUCGCCUGCCUGCUUUGGUUUUAUGACCCGCGAACUCCUUCAGCUGGCCAACGGCAAGGUGGUGCUUGCCCUCGAGGGUGGCUAUGAUUUGGCCGCCAUCUGUGAUUCCGCCCAGGAGUGUGUGCGAGCGCUGCUCGGUGAUCCAGCCGCUCCGAUAGCCAAGGCCGAGUUGGAACGGCCGCCCUGCCAGAAUGCCAUCAAUACGCUCCAGAAGACGAUAGCCAUUCAGCAAACGCACUGGCCAUGUGUGCGGAUGCUGGAGCAUACGGUGGGUCUGUCCGCUCUCGAAACGCUCAAGGUGGAGCAUGAUGAGUCCGAGACGAUCAAUGCCAUGGCCGGCCUCUCGAUGCAGUCGAUGCACAGAACCCUUUCACGCGAUGAUUCCGAGGAGCCGAUGGAUCAGGAUGAAACCAAAUAG
Messenger RNA from Drosophila serrata, 4624 nucleotides. RefSeq names its product histone deacetylase 4 (gene HDAC4). Gene Ontology annotation, biological process: negative regulation of transcription by RNA polymerase II; epigenetic regulation of gene expression. Gene Ontology annotation, molecular function: histone deacetylase activity. Gene Ontology annotation, cellular component: histone deacetylase complex. Lineage: Eukaryota; Metazoa; Arthropoda; Insecta; Diptera; Drosophilidae. The record is from RefSeq and is a predicted model, not a curated record.